AUGGCGGCGGCUGCUGCCGGCUCCGUCCCCGGGAGGAGGACGCUCUGUCCCCGGGAUACGAGCCGCAGGACCCGGGACCUGUGUGACCGGGAUCCGGGCCGCAGGACCCGGGACCUGUGUGACCGGGAUCCGGGCCGCAGGACCCGGGACCUGUCCCGCCGGAGACACGCCGCCCUCCUGUUCCUCAGCAACAUCUCGCUGGACGGCCGGCCGGUCCUCAGUCUCCCGCUGGAGGACGGGGACAGCCGCCAGGGGGAGCCGGACCCGGAGCUGUGUCCGGAGCCCGGGACCGGGACCAGCUGCCGACCGGUCCCCGGCUUGCUGCUGUCCCUGAGCUGCGGCAGCGUCGCCCCGAGGACCGGGGUCCUGCCGGUCCUGGUGCUGCCGGAGCCCGGGCUGGACGAGCCGGGGACCGGGGAGCUGCUGCUGGACUGCCGCCGGGGCUCCGUCCCGUCCCCGGGGGACAGACACCUGCUGUCCCCGUCCCCGUCCCACGCCAGCCUGCUGCCGUCCCCGCUGGGACCCAGGAAGUCCUCCACCCUGCUGUCGGUCCAGAGCUGCAACUCGGUGUCCUCGGAGCCGAGACAGAGGACUCGUCAGCUCUCUGGAGGUUCUCCACGACCUCGACUCACCAAGAAGACGCACUUCAUCAAGAACAUGAAGCAGUACGACACCAGAGGCAGCAGGAUCGUGCUGAUCUGUGCUAAGAGGUCUCUGUGCGCUGCCUUCUCUGUGCUUCCCUACGGAGAGAGCUUCUACCUCAGUGACCCGACAUUAAACCACCCGAGCAGGAGACACUCGUCUGGAAACAUCUCCAACACCCUGGAGAUGCUGCCGGGACUCGAGGGCUUCCAGCUGGAGACGUACGGACGGUCCGUGUCCUACGCCCAGUUCCUUCACUCCACUAACGCUCUGGUGAGGCAGACGCCGGCGUGCGACCUGACGCUGCAGAUCCCCGUGUCCAGGAGCUCGCUCAGCAUGACGGGUCGGGGGGGGGGGCCUCCCAGCCGGCUGAACAGCUCCGUGGGCCUGGACCUGGGUCUGGACGAGGUCACUGACUACGACCCGAACCUCCUCAGCGACCACCAGUGGCCUUGUGGGAAACACAAGCGGGUGCUGAUCUUUGCCUCCUACAUGACCACAGUUAUUGAAUAUGUGAAACCGUCGGACCUGAAGAAAGACAUGAACGAGACCUUCAGGGAGAAGUUCCCUCACAUUAAACUCACUCUCAGUAAAAUACGCAGUCUGAAGCGGGAGAUGCGAGUCGGGGGGGAGGACUGCGGCCUGCAGCCCGUCACCGUCGCCAUGGCGUUCGUCUACUUUGAGAAGCUGGUGCUGCAGGGUCGACUCAACAAGCAGAACCGGAAGCUGGUGUCAGCUGCCUGCAUCCUCCUGGCUGCCAAGAUCAGCAGUGACCUGAAGAAACAGGAAGUCAAACACCUCAUAGAUAAGCUGGAGGAGCGCUUCAGGAUCAGCAGGAGGGAGCUGAUCUUCUUUGAGUUCACCAUCCUGGUUGCCAUGGAGAUGGCGCUCUACCUGCCUGAGAGCAAAGUGCUGCCACAUUACCGCCGCCUGGUGCAGCAGCAGCUGUAGCAGCGCCUGGCCCCUCCCCUUUCCACGCUGUCACAUGAUCCUCACGCUGCCUGGUGCAGCAGCAGCUGUAGCUGUAGCAGCGCCUGGCCCCUCCCCUUUCCACGCUGUCACAUCAUCCUCACGCCGCCUGGUGCAGCAGCAGCAGCAGCUGUAGCAGCGCCUGGCCCCUCCCCUUUCCACACUGUCACAGAUCCUCACGCUGCCUGGCUCAACGGCUCGGAGGAAGCCCUCUCUGCUCAGGACCAGGACUCUGGGUGGGACAGCAGGUCAGUGAUGCCUGGGUCAGAGGUCAGGAGGGCAGCAUCACUUCCUCUCCUCCUUCAGACGCCAAAGUGACGUCACACUGUGAGCGUGAACUUCACCACUCGUGGAUUUCAUGGUUUGUCCUUUCUGUGAGUUUCAGGUUCAGAACAAACUUCAGCUGCUCAGAUUCAGUCCAGGAAACUGAAACUGACUGAAACUGAAACUGUUUUAGUUCAGUGCGUUAAUCUAACUUCAGAUUAUCAUCGGAACACUUUUAUUAAAGAAGCAUGAAGUCACUUCAGAGUGAAUAACCAGAACGACUGUGAAGAACAGCUCUGAUCAAAUGAGAUUUAAUGUGACUCACACAUGUGGCAAUAACAUGUUAUGCAAAAUAUCUUUUCACUUUGUCACUGCAGAGAAAAAUCUAAUUAAGAUUGAAGUGUGUUGCACUUAUUCAACUUUACAUCAAACUAAAUCUAUCUUCUGCUCUGUUCUUUCACUCGUUCCUCUCGUAUCUUCGGCUCUGUGCUUUCACUCGUUCCUCUCGUAUCUUUGGUUCUGUGCUUUCACUCUAACUCUCGUAUCUUCGGCUCUGUGCUUGCACUCGUUCCUCUCGUAUCUUCAGCUCUGUGCUUGCACUCUAACCCUCGUAUCUUCAGCUCUGUGCUUGCACUCGUUCCUCUCGUAUCUUCUGCUCUGUGCUUGCACUCGUUCCUCUCGUAUCUUCGGCUCUGUGCUUACACUCGUUCCUCUCGUAUCUUCGGCUCUGUGCUUUCACUCGUUCCUCUCGUAUCUUCGGCUCUGUGCUUACACUCGUUCCUCUCGUAUCUUCGGCUCUGUGCUUUCACUCGUUCCUCUCGUAUCUUCGGCUCUGUGCUUGCACUCGUUCCUCUCGUAUCUUCGGCUCUGUGCUUGCACUCGUUCCUCUCGUAUCUUCAGCUCUGUGCUUGCACUCUAACCCUCGUAUCUUCGGCUCUGUGCUUGCACUCGUUCCUCUCGUAUCUUCGGCUCUGUGCUUGCACUCUAACCCUCGUAUCUUCGGCUCUGUGCUUGCACUCGUUCCUCUCGUAUCUUCGGCUCUGUGUUUGCACUCGUUCCUCUCGUAUCAUCGGCUCUGUGCUUUCACUCUAACUCUCGUAUCUUCGGCUCUGUGCUUGCACUCGUUCCUCUCGUAUCUUCGGCUCUGUGCUUUCACUCGUUCUUCUCGUUUCUUCGGCUCUGUGCUUUCACUCGUUCCUCUCGUAUCUUCGGCUCUGUGCUUUCACUCGUUCUUCUCGUAUCUUUAUUUACAGCAAAACUCAGCUGUGACGUUUCAUUUUAUCAGGAGCUGAUUUUUUCACUGUACAUGAUGUAAUUUAUAAAAUACAGAGUUAGUAUCAGCUGAUACAUAAAAAGACAGUGGAUUAAUUUAAGAAUAUUCUUUGAUAAUAAAUUUAAUAUUUUUGUAUUUUAUGCUUCAGGCUGGAAAUGGUUUGAAUAUAUUGACUUGGUCAUUAUCUUCAGACGUUUCCAGACGAAGUAUUCACUGAGUGAAGAAAACAUCGGAUCAAUGAUAAAAACGCAUGAUUCUUUAUUUUGUGCAACAGAUUUCAAACAUGGCUCUAAAACUGUUAAAAUACAAAUAACGAUGGAAUAUUACGAAGUUUCCAUCAGUGAAUCAAAACGUAAGAGUUCAGGUGGAAAUACAAGAAAAUCCGUUCUGCUGCUUUUUUCUGUUCCACGAUGAACA
Molecule: messenger RNA, 3565 nt
Organism: Limanda limanda (common dab)
Lineage: Eukaryota; Metazoa; Chordata; Actinopteri; Pleuronectiformes; Pleuronectidae
Gene: cables2b
Product: Cdk5 and Abl enzyme substrate 2b
Exons: 10
Coding region: 1-1593 (530 amino acids)
Biological process (GO): regulation of cell cycle
Source: RefSeq, a predicted model, not a curated record